UAAAGGAACUCAAUUUGGAUACGAAUGAAUACUCAGUAUUUUAUAUGGAUGUUUCUGUUUUCAUUCUGAGUAAUUUUAUCGAUUCUAUCGUGGAAAGAUACACUAUUUGAAUUAUGAAGAAUAAAGUAUCUCAAGAGCUGUUAUGAACCUGUGACUUUUUCUUUCUUUCUUUUUUCUGGAAUUGGAAGCAUUUGCAAACUGACCGUGUAAAUCAUGCGAGAGUUUGCUGGAGUUCAGUCACGCCGUGAACCGAGCGGCUCCGCUCCCAGGAUUUACCUGCCCUUCAUCUUACUGCUGCUCAUGUUCACUCCCAGUGUGGACUCGUCUUGGUGGUACAUUGGUGCGUUAGGUGCACGGGUCAUAUGUGACAACAUUCCAGGGCUGGUGAACAAGCAGAGGCAGCUCUGCCAAAGACACCCAGAUCUCAUGCAAUCCAUCGGAGAAGGAGCCAAAGAGUGGAUACGAGAAUGCCAGCACCAGUUCCGACACCAUCGCUGGAACUGCAGCACGCUGGAGCGAGACCAUACUGUGUUUGGCCGCGUCAUGUUGCGCAGUAGCCGUGAAGCAGCAUUCGUUUAUGCGAUCUCCUCUGCCGGGGUGGUUUAUGCCAUCACCGGAGCAUGCAGUCAAGGAGAGCUGAAGAUCUGUGGCUGCGACACCAACAGGAGAGGCCGGACGAGCGAUGAAGAAGGCGACUUUGACUGGGGUGGCUGUAGCGACAACAUCAACUACGGUAUCAAGUUUGCCAAAGCUUUUGUGGACGCCAGAGAGAGGAUGGUCAAAGAUGCCAGAGCACUGAUGAAUCUGCACAACAACCGCUGUGGAAGAAUGGCAGUAAAGCGUUUUAUGAAGACUGAAUGCAAGUGUCAUGGAGUCAGUGGGUCAUGUGCUCUCAGGACAUGCUGGCUGGCUAUGUCUGAUUUCCGGCGAACAGGGGACUACUUGAGAAAGAAGUACAAUACUGCUGUAGAGGUCACCAUGAACCAGGAUGGUUCAGGCUUCAUGGUUGCUGACCGAGAUUACAAGAGAACGACCAAAAAUGAUCUAGUAUACACUGAGAACUCUCCAGACUAUUGUCUAAUGGACCGUUUGGCAGGUUCUCUGGGUACAGCAGGACGGGUGUGUAACAAGUCUUCCAGAGGCAUGGACGGCUGCGAGGUCAUGUGCUGCGGCCGCGGGUACGACACCACGCGUGUAAAUCGUGUGAGCAAAUGCGAGUGCAAGUUCAAGUGGUGCUGCGCUGUGGAGUGCAGGGACUGUGAGGAAACAGUGGACGUCCACACCUGUAAACCACAUAAGAAACCCGACUGGCUCGAUUUGACCUGACUGCCAUGACCAUGACCAAUCAGCAGAUACUGGUGCUUUUCUGUUCUCAGGUUUUUGAAGUGGGGCAACGCAUUGUGGAAUGUGUAGUUUCUGACUAUAACGCUCUGAUCUCCACUUGCAGAACCCUGAACUUUACCCGCCUUCAAUGAUGCAAGCGCAGAGAUCACAGGCCAGUCUGGAGCACUGGUAGACGGUUGGUGUCAUGGGAAAUCAUACAAUGGGCAUUGUCUGGUGUUUAAUAGAAUGAACUGUGAUCAGGACACAAUCCUUUCACUAUUUUCAAACUGUAAACACCUUUUACUGAUAAUAUCUGUGCC
Molecule: messenger RNA, 1643 nt
Organism: Sinocyclocheilus rhinocerous
Lineage: Eukaryota; Metazoa; Chordata; Actinopteri; Cypriniformes; Cyprinidae
Product: protein Wnt-2b-A-like
Exons: 5
Coding region: 214-1326 (370 amino acids)
Biological process (GO): multicellular organism development; canonical Wnt signaling pathway; cell fate commitment
Cellular component (GO): extracellular region
Molecular function (GO): cytokine activity; frizzled binding
Source: RefSeq, a predicted model, not a curated record